AUGACAACCCAAGGCCCAACCCCGAUCCCACCCACGACAAUCCAGUCGACCCAGACAAUCAGCCAGGCCGCCGCACACGAUUUCCUAGCCGCCUACCUCGACCGAGCAACCAACGACCCAGCACUGCAGCCGAACGCCAGCAUCAGCGAGCACGGCCCAGUCUCGCGCACGACCGCCGCGGCGCCGAACCUCAUCCUGCACAAUCUGAAGCGCGUGCAAGCCGGUUUGGGCGGCGAGACGCUGGGCCGCGACUUGACCGUCGCCAAGCAGAACCCCGGCGAAGACUACCUGGAUGUCGGGACCGGGGCUGCUGUGCCGGACACCGCCGCGGCUGACGGUCAAGGCCAGGCUACGGAUGCGGAUGGUGACCAGGCUAUGAUGCAUGGUGGUGAUGGCGGUGACUUUGUGAAUGGGGAUACGGAGCUGCAGGGCGAGGCGGAGGCCUUUGCAGAGCAGGAAGGGAAACAGGCGGUUUUGGAUAAGGAGGAGAGGAAGAGGAAGAAGAAGGAGCGGCGGCAGGCUGAGAAGAAGGCUAAGGCGAAGAAGGAUGGUGAUGACAAUUAA
Penicillium alfredii is the source of this 564-nucleotide messenger RNA. RefSeq lists its product as uncharacterized. The record is from RefSeq and is a predicted model, not a curated record. Bases 1 to 564 code for a protein of 187 amino acids. The transcript has a single exon. Lineage: Eukaryota; Fungi; Ascomycota; Eurotiomycetes; Eurotiales; Aspergillaceae.